Molecule: messenger RNA, 2856 nt
Organism: Nerophis ophidion (straightnose pipefish)
Lineage: Eukaryota; Metazoa; Chordata; Actinopteri; Syngnathiformes; Syngnathidae
Product: chromosome partition protein Smc-like
Exons: 2
Source: RefSeq, a predicted model, not a curated record
GAACUUGAGGUCCUUAAAACUUCUGUGGACACGGACAACAUUUAUGAGGACGUCCUCCUCCAAAUGCUGGACAAGGAAGUCACCAAAGUGGUGUCAGAAGCAGCCAUUCUGCAGAGGUACAACUUGUGCAACGACACCCCAGACCUGCUGGGACAUUCCAGCCGCUCCAGCCUGGCCUCACUCUCCCUCUCUGCACCACAAAGUCCUGACCGAGACUUCAUUUCCACGCGCACCAGCGAGGGGCGGCCUACCGUUUCAUCCGACAUCCCCAAACACCAAGACGGGGACGUGGCCCCCAAGGCGCCCGGUGACGGAGAUCACAUGACCUCACAGGAGGACACCCACGCUUCCAGUCCCAGUCCGACACGGCCAGCGGUGGAAAUGUCCACAGCGGAUGUUGGCUCCAACCCAAAAGAUGAGGAUGGAAAACAGGAGACGCACAAAGACGCACGACUCCACGCUCAACACAGCCAGACCUUAGACCAGGCCGCUCCUAAGUCCCAAAACCUGGUGGAGGUAAAUGCCUUGAAGAGUCCCACACCUCAAGUUCGCACUGAAAUGACCACCUGUCUCAUCCACACUCAUGCUGAAACUGCUGAAUCAGCUAGAAUUGCUGAAACUGCUGAAUCAGCUAAAAUUGCUGAAACUGCUGAAUCAGCUAGAAUUGCUGAAACUGCUGAAUCAGCUAAAAUUGCUGAAACUGCUGAAUCAGCUAGAAUUGCUGAAACUGCUGAAUCUGCUGAAACUGCUAAAAUUGUUGAAACUGCUAAAUCUGCUGAAACUACUAAAUCAGCUAAAGUUGCGGAAACUGCUAAAUCAGCUGAAACUGCUCAAAUUGUUGAAACUGCUAAAUCUGCUGAAACUACUAAAUCAGCUAAAGUUGCGGAAACUGCUAAAUCUGCUGAAACUGCUAAAAUUGUUGAAACUGCUAAAUCUGCUGAAACUACUAAAUCAGCUAAAGUUGCGGAAACUGCUAAAUCUGCUGAAACUGCUAAAAUUGUUGAAACUGCUAAAUCUGCUGAAACUACUAAAUCAGCUAAAGUUGCGGAAACUGCUAAAUCUGCUGAAACUGCUAAAAUUGUUGAAACUGCUAAAUCUGCUGAAACUACUAAAUCAGCUAAAGUUGCGGAAACUGCUAAAUCUGCUGAAACUGCUAAAAUUGUUGAAACUGCUAAAUCUGCUGAAACUACUAAAUCAGCUAAAUCUGCUGAAACUACUAAAAUUUCUGAAACUGAUCAAUCUGCUGAAACUGAUAAAUCAGCUAAAAUUGCUGAAACUGCUAAAUCUGCCGAAACGGCUGAAUCAGUUAAAACUGCUGACUCAGCUCAAGGUCCAGAAGUUGGUGAAACUGCUAAAAGUGCUGAAUCGGCAAAAUCUGCUGGGGUUUUUAAAGUUGCUGAAGUUGCUGAAUCGGCAAAAUCUGCUGGGGUUUUUAAAGUUGCUGAAGUUGCUGAAUCAGCGGAAGUUGCUGAAUCUUCUAAGUUGUUUGAAACUGCCGCAAUCGGUGAAUCGGCUCAAGGCGCUAAAACUGCACAAGAUGUCAAAGCUGCUAAAUCAGCACAAGCUUCUCAAAUAGCUGAAACGGCCAAAACUGCUGAAUCCGCUCUAAGUAUAGAAGAAGCUGAGGCUCUUAAAAAGGCUGAAGCUGCUAAAACGGCUGCAUCUGGAGAAGCUGCUGAAACUACUGAAGUUGCUAAAACUUCCAAAACUGCUGAAGUUGCUAAAAUUGCUGAAGUUGCUAAAAUUGCUGAAGCUGCUAAAAAGGCUGCAUCUGUAAAAGUUGCUGAAACCGCUGAAGUUGCAAAAAUUGCUGAAGCUGCUAAAACGGCUACACCUGUUGAAGUUGCUGAAACCGCUGAAGCUUCUAAAACUGCCGAAACCGCUGAAGUUGCUAAAAUUGCUGAAGCUACUAAAACAGCUGCAUCUGUAGGAGUUGCUGAAACCGCUGAAGUUGCAAAAAUUGCUGUAGCUGCUAAAAAGGCUGCAUCUGUAGAAGUUGCUGAAACUGCUGAAGCUUCUAUAACUGCCGAAGCUGCUAAAAUUGCUGAAGUUGCUAAAACAGCUGCAUCUGUAGAAGUUGCUGAAACCGCUGAAGUUGCAAAAAUUGCUGAAGCUGCUAAAACGGCUGCAUCUUUGGAAGCUGAUGAAACCGCUGAAGUUGCUCAACCUGCUGAAGCUUCUAAAGCUGCCAAAGCUUGUAAAAGUGCAGAGGUUGCUGGUGGAAGUGGUUGAGGUGGUGAAGCAGUGAGGCCUUCUAGAAGGAGGAAGAAGCUGCUCCUGACUCCCAACUGGCGACGUAUGAAAACAUUCUUGAGUGCUGCUACAAAAUCAGAGUGGGCCUAAAAUGCUUUUUUCCGUUCUAAACAUCCCCAUGAGGAGAUUUCCCAUAAAAAAAAAAAAAAAGAGAGAAAUAAAACAUAUUUAUACACAAUAUCAGAUAUUUCCUGUUUGUACAACCUCAGCUCAUGAUGAAAAUAUAUCUUGUGUGGACUUAAACAUAAACAUUUUCAUACAUUUGUUUUAUUUUGUAAAGAUGGGACAUGCUUAAUUUUCAAAUGAAGGUACAUAUUAAUUCCCUUUUAUUUAGAAAAUAGUUCAGGUUUGAAUCACCCGAUGUGUUUUAAUGUCCUUUGCUCUAAAAUACAUCCAAGGAUAGAGAUGUCUGAUAAUGGCUUUUUUGCCGAUAUUCCGAUAUUGUCCAACUCUUAAUUACCGAUACCGAUAUCAACCGAUGUAUGCAGUGGUGGAAUGAACACAUUAUGCCUAAUUUUGUUGUGAUGCCCUGUUUGAUGCAUGAAACAAUGUAACAAGGUUUUUCAAAAUAAAUCAACUCAAGUUUUGGAAAAAAAAUGCCAA